Molecule: messenger RNA, 4908 nt
Organism: Trichoderma harzianum CBS 226.95
Lineage: Eukaryota; Fungi; Ascomycota; Sordariomycetes; Hypocreales; Hypocreaceae
Exons: 6
Coding region: 1-4908 (1635 amino acids)
Molecular function (GO): protein binding
Source: RefSeq, a predicted model, not a curated record
AUGUUCAAAAAACAAUUCGGCUUCCUCAAGAAAAAAAGAGAUGCCGAAGAAGACGAUGAUGGAGACCACGAGGCAGGAGACAUAGCGUCAUUGUCGACUACAGUUGAUAUAGCCUCUGCUCCCUCACGGGUUUAUUUCGCUGCUCCUAGCAAUGAAUAUGCAAAUAGGAACUCCUUCGAUGAUCAAGCCGAGGGCUCCUCGGAGGCUCAGAGUUUGCGCCGUGGAGAAGAGAUAUCCUCUAAAGACCCCUUGGGGCUGAGAGUGAUAUAUCAUCCGCCAGGAGAGCGCAGUGUGGAUAUCAUCUUCGUCCAUGGCCUAGGAGGGAGUAGCAGGAUGACUUGGGCACAUAAGCACAGCCUCGAGUUCUGCUGGCCAUUGAGAUUUCUUCCUCUGGAACCCCGUAUCAACGAGGCGCGUAUUCUAACUUUUGGGUAUAAUGGCAAAUUUCGGCCGGGAAGCGGCAAGAACAAGAUGUCGAUUCUGGAUUUCGCGAAAGAUCUUCUCUACGAUCUUAAGUAUGCCCAAGACGAGUCAACGCCAGAACAUCAGAAUUUGAGAAUGGGUGAACGACCCAUCAUAUUCUUAGUUCACUCUAUGGGUGGUCUAAUCGUGAAAGAGGCAUAUAUACAAGGCCAGUAUGAUCCGACUUAUGAAACAAUCAUUAAGGCAGUUUCGGCCAUUGUAUUUCUCUCAACCCCGCAUCGCGGCACAAACCUCGCCGAAACCCUGAACCGUAUAUUACAGGUGUCUUUUGGUGCCAACCCAAUGCAGUUUAUCGCUGAACUUGCAGCCGGUUCACAGACCCUUCAAAGGCUUAAUGAACAAUUCAGACACGUCGCCCCAAAGCUCCAAAUCGUCUCGUUUUACGAGACCCGUCCAACGACUAUUCUCAAAAAGACUCAAAUAAUGGUCCUAGAUAAGGAUUCGUCCGUCCUUGGGUACCCAGGAGAAAUAUCAAAGCCACUUGACGCUGACCACAACGGGAUUUGUAAAUAUGCAAGCCCUGCUGACCCAAAGUACAUAACCGUGAUAAAUGUCUUGAAAACUUUGAUUGGAAAAGGGAAAUCAAAAGAAUCUUCGACAUCGACAGAUGUGAUGAAGCCACCAAUCACCAAUUUCAACGAACAUCUAUCCGUCUUUGAGUCUCCUGAUGGAGACUAUAAUUUUUUCCAUGACCGCUGGAUGCCUGGUACUUGCAACUGGAUCAUCAGCCAUGAGGCGUUUGUGGGAUGGAUGAAUGACUUGGAGCUCCGGCCGCGAGUCUUGUGGAUUAAUGGCAAUGCUGCCAGUGGAAAAUCAAUCCUCUCGUCCUUCGUUAUCAAUUAUCUUGCCCAGCAUGAGCUACCUUGCCAGUAUUUCUUCAUACGUUUCAAUUCACCUCUCAAGCGAAUGAUAACUAUGAUUUUGCGCUCGCUGGCUUGUCAAGUUGCGAAUUCCGUCCCUGAAUACGCUGCCGAGCUUCGCAAGCUCAUAGCAACUGCCACAGAUCUCAAGACGGCAGACUAUCGCAAUCUCUGGCAAUGGCUUUUUACGCAGUCUCUGCUACAACUAGAUCUCAGCUCUCCGAUUUAUUGGGUCCUCGAUGGUGUUGAUGAAGCAGAACAGCCGGCUUCUGUCAUCAAGCUCCUGUCAGAGCUACGUCUCACUACAAUUCCUCUCCGAGUCUUGGUCGUGAGCCGCAAAACCCAUGAAAUCUCUUCGGCCUUUCAAAAGCUGGCCAAGCAAGUGCACAUGGAAACUAUAUGCAUGGAAGGAAAUUUAAUGGACUUUCGUUCCUACAUUGAUCAAGAGAUGGAUCUCGCCGGCGAUGCAACAUACAAAGAAAAUGUUACUGCUCAACUUCUUGAGAGGGCGAAGGGCAACUUUCUCUGGGUGCAUCUAGCGGUGCAGAAGAUCAACCGCUGUUACACUAAGCCAGAUGUUAAAAAUGCUCUCAUGGAACUUCCUUCAGGAAUGGAAGCUUUAUAUGAUCGGAUGGCAAGUUCUGUCCAGUCACAGAAAAGCGCUGGCGAUCGGAGACUCGGCCAGAGUAUUCUCAAUUGGGCGACUUGCGCUCGGCGACUGCUGAGUAUUGGGGAACUUGGAGAUGCCCUAGGCAAUGAUGGCUUACUCGAGAUCCAUAGGACUGUGAGUGAUCUGUGUGGAGGGUUUGUGAUAGUAGAUCAUGAGGGCAAGGUAACGAUGAUUCAUGAGACGGCUCGGGAAUAUCUUACAAAGAGAUAUGAGGAAGGGCGUCCUUUAUUCAUCCACCGUCAGCCUACCAACGACGUCUUAUUCAAAAGAUGUAUAGCACGCCUCACCGAUCAAACUCUGAGAAGCCAAAUCAACAGAAAUCGUCCUCCAGCUCUCCUUGAUUAUGCUGUUAGUGCAUGGUCAAGCCACUUAUUCCUCGGCUCAGCUGUUACCCCGGAGAUUCUGGAAAUACUAGUGAGCUUCCUUAAAGGCCCACACAUACUAACCUGGAUAUAUGUGGCUGCUAGAGAAAAGAAACUUGGAGUUUUGGUAACUGCUUCCCGUCACUUAACCGAAAUUGCGCUCAAGUUACGGAAGAUUGGCGAUGAGUUUGUGGUACACCGGCAGGNGGCCGCCGUUAUCGAGGGCUGGGCUGCCGACCUUGUUAAAGUUGUGGGGAAGUUCGGAAGCAACCUAAGGGAACACCCCGACUCCAUAUACAAACUCAUCCCUCCUUUCUGCCCAGAGGACUCCAUAAUAUACCAGCAGUUUGGAAAAAGGGAGAGUAGAGCAAUUCACGUCUCUGGAAUUACAACCACCACCUGGGAUGACUGUUUGGCACGGUUUACCUUGAGUGAAGGCGUCGUUGCAUCUUCAGUCAUCGCUGCCGGCAACCGCAUCUUUGUCCUCACAAUGAUCCGGAAGACGAGUCAAGUGAUCGUCUACAACGCUAACACCUUUGAAGAACAACGUAGGGUUACACACCCUGAGCGCGUUUUGAGCAUACAGGCCAACAAGUUGGGCAACCUCUUGGUUAGCUACGGGUAUGCGACGACGAGAGUCUGGGAUGUAAGCAACGGAGCUUGCAUAAAGACGGUGAAAAACCCCGCAAAACGUCCUCGUCCCCAUAGCAUACUCUUCUCUGAGAAGCCAAACAGGAUACUUGUGUGUGGCGAGGACAGAUGUACCAGAAGUGUGUCUCUUAACGAGGGGACCGAUGACGAGUGGAAAAUACAUUCCAAAAUAGAGGAACAGAGCUUAGACGAUACGGCAGUCAGUUUCCCAAUAUGCUCUGCUCUGAGCCCAGACGGCAAUAUGAUUGUGUUUGGCUACCGACGACACCCAGCUACAUCAUGGGAGCUUGAGCCGGCAAGGUUGGUUGGUCAGUGCUAUGUGCCGCUGAAAGAAACAGAUAUGACAAUUGAAUACAACACUUGCGGAGAGGUCUUCAAGCUUGUGUGGCAUCCGUUUAGCGGCGAAGUGUUUGGGCUAACACAAGUCGGACUAUUGUUCCGGUGGAACCCGUACGAGGAGGAGGCCAACGCAUCCAUCCAGGCGGGUGCACACUCUCUCACCGUUAGCAAAGACGGUUCUCUCAUCGCUACUGGCGAUGCAGUCGGAACAAUCAAGAUAUACGCAACCGCGGACUUUGCUGUAUUGUAUCAGUUGGCAUCACAAGACCCUGUUCUUCAUCUCUCAUUCAGUAUCGACUCAAGGCGGCUCUACGAUAUACGCGGCUCAUAUGGCAAUGUGUGGGAACCAAAUUCUUUGGUUCGCCUUGUGGAUGCCUUGGACCAAAAUAACGACUCUUGCAGUGAAACUGAGAGCCUCGCGAGGGCCUCUCUUCUUACAGAGCACCAUACUGCCCGGAUAGACAGUGUUAUCACUCUUUCUGGGCAAUCGGUUGGCCCACUGUACUGUUAUGGCACGGAAGAUGGUGUAGCAAUGCUUUGCGAAGCGGGACGGGGGAGAGUUUGUGAGCUGGAAAGACUGGCGAGUUACAUGUCUAUUGAGCACGUAACAUGGAGCGAAGAUGGACGCAUCGUUGCUCUUGCUGAUCUCAGCGGAAAACUCACAAUUAAGAAAGUUGUCAGAUCUAGUGAGAAUGCCGUUGGUUGGCAGGUAACUUCUGAGUUCAACAUCAUCAUUCCCCAGGAGCAGGGCCAUAUUAACCAGCUUCUCUUUCACCCCACUGGCCAAGAACUGUUUGUGUCGACGCCGGGGGCAAUAUGCUCAGUUGAUCUCGGUUCACACGCCAUAACCAGAUCGACGGUAAAAACAACUCUAUCUGGAGUGAAAUGGGCGUGGCAUCCGACGCUCGCCGACACCCUUCUUGGAUUUGGGACCUCCGCCGUGUAUAUUUAUAGCUGGAUGAAACUUCAAGAACUUGAGGUGCACUCCUAUUUCCCACCUCGAAUUGGAAGCUCUGCAAACAUCACUCUUCCCUCAUUUUCCCAUGGCCAUGCAGGAAGUUUCCAGAAGGACACUGAGACACUGGGAAGGAUGAUUUCCAGCCUCGACUCAUCUCAAGUUCUACUAGAAAUUUUGCCUCCUGGCGCAUCGGGACGGAUGGAAAGUCAAUAUCUCUUGUUUGACUUAGAUGACUUGCAGCUGGGAUCAUCUGAAGAGGAAUCAAGCCAGGGCAGUCAAGUGCUGCCUUACACCCUCAUACCAAUAGAGAUAGCGUCUUGCAUACGCCAGCCUCUUGCUUUCCUGUCUCGCUCAAGGCUGGUCUUCCUUAAUGUCGAACGUUGGAUUUGUACCUGGCGCUUGCCAUCCUGGACGGGAAAAGCCUCCGAGCCAAGCACGAAAGCGAUUGAACGUUACUAUUUUCUCCCCGGAGACUGGGCUACCAGCGACGAAGCUCGCCUCUGUACAAUAACUCCUGAUGGUACGCUACUUUGUCCUAGAAAUGGAGACAUAGCCGUCGUCCAAGCGGCCAAGCUUCGGAGGUAG